Messenger RNA from Darwinula stevensoni, 1272 nucleotides. The record is from the annotation of a GenBank genome assembly. NCBI's taxonomy places the organism in Eukaryota, Metazoa, Arthropoda, Ostracoda, Podocopida, Darwinulidae.
AUGCCAACGUCAGACAAACCCAGUGCGGUAAAGACAUCUGCGGCCAAGCCCAUUACCAAAUCAGCCAAGCUUGCCAAUGUGUGCUACGACAUACGCGGCCCCAUCAUGGAAAAAGCCAAGCAGAUGGAGGAUGAAGGACACAAAGUUAUCAAGCUCAAUAUUGGCAAUUUGGCGGUAUUUGGCUUUGAUGCACCCGAAGAGGUGCAACAAGACAUGAUCCGCAAUCUGCCAAAUUCCGCAGGAUAUUCAGACAGUAAAGGCAUAUUUGCAGCGCGCAAAGCCAUCAUGCAUGCAACACAGGAGCAGGGCAUAAAAGGCGUGCGUUUGGAUGAUAUUUACCUGGGCAACGGUGCCAGCGAGCUUAUUGUGAUGGCUACCAACGCCUUGCUUGAUGAUGGGGAUGAGAUACUCCUGCCUACGCCUGACUACCCUUUGUGGACAGCAGCAGCAACGCUUUCAGGGGGUACACCGAUACAUUAUUUGUGCGAUGAGGCUAAGGGCUGGAUGCCUGAUAUUGCCGACAUGAAGGGCAAAAUUACCCAUAAAACCAAAGCUAUAGUCGUCAUUAACCCCAAUAACCCUACAGGAGCGCUUUAUUCGGAUGCGGUACUCAAGCAAAUAGUGCAGCUAGCGCGCGAACAUGGCUUGGUGAUAAUGGCUGACGAAGUGUAUGACAAAGUGCUCUAUGAGGACAACAAAUUCACCCCUAUCGCUACUUUGUCUGAAGAUGUGCUGACGCUGACUUUUGGCUCGCUCUCUAAGAGCCACCGCUCCUGUGGCUACCGCAGCGGCUGGAUGUAUAUCAGCGGCGACAAAAAACCCGCGCAAGACUAUAUUGAGGGCUUAAAUAUGCUCUCCAAUAUGCGGCUUUGCUCUAAUGUACCAGGUCAGUGGGCCAUACAAACUGCUCUUGGGGGCUAUCAGAGCAUCAAGGAAUUGGUCGGAGAGGGUGGGAGGCUGCGCCGCCAGCGCGAUUUGGCCUGGCAGAUGCUCACAGCCAUACCUGGCGUGAGCUGCGUCAAGCCUGAGGCAGCGCUGUAUAUGUUUCCCAAAUUAGACCCCAGCAUCUAUCCGAUAGCAGACGACCAGACUUUCUUUUUGGAGUUGCUAGAGCAAACCAAAGUGAUGCUGGUUCAGGGUACUGGGUUUAAUUGGCCAGCACCAGAUCAUUUUCGCAUGGUGUUUUUGCCACACGAGGACGACUUGAGGGAAGCUAUUACGCGAUUGGCAAAGUUUUUGGAAAUGAAACGUAAAGAGUUUGGAACCGCAUGA